AUGAGUUUUGCUUUUCGAGGGAGUCGGGGUGAUAUUGAAAGCGGAUUUUCAGAAUAUGUUCCUGAAAGAACCUCAAUGCGAGUUCAUCCAUCUCGGUCGGCUCAUAGCAACUCUCUAGCUUUUCUUAUUACGGUUAUUUUGGUAUUCAUGAUAUUAAACUCCCCUCAGAUGUCACAUUAUUUUUUGCUCUGGAUAGUACUGGCUAUCUUCGUGAUGGCUACAAGUCUGAGAAUAUAUGCAACAUGUCAACAGCUUCAAGCACAAGCCAGGGCUCAUGCUGCAGCAGCGUCUGGGUUGCUUGGCCAUGCUGAAUUACAUUUUCAAAUGCCACCAUCUAUUGCAAUUGCAAGUAGAGGAAGAUUGCAGGGACUUAGACUUCAGCUCGCACUUCUGGACCGAGAAUUUGAUGAUCUAGAUUAUGACACUUUGAGAGCUUUAGACUCUGAUACUGCUUCUAGUACUCCUUCAAUGACUGAGGAAGAGAUAAAUGCCUUGCCUAUUCACAAGUAUAAAGUCUCAGGCCCAACAAAAGAUGGCUUCACCGGUUUAACAUCCUCUUCAGAGGCAUCUGAGAGUAAAGAAGACUCUAAAAGAGCAGAGAGAAGUGUCAAAGGUUCAGAAGAUGAGCUGAUAUGUACUAUAUGCUUGGACCAAGUUACGAGGGGGGAACUUGUGCGUAGCUUGCCGUGCUUGCAUCAGUUUCAUGCCAACUGCAUCGAUCCAUGGCUUCGACAACAAGGAACAUGUCCUGUGUGCAAAUUUAGGAUGGGGACAGGAAGGCAGGGAAACACCGAUAGCGAGUCAGGUGAUUCAGAUGUUUUGUAA
Messenger RNA from Lathyrus sativus (Indian pea), 825 nucleotides. The record is from the annotation of a GenBank genome assembly. Lineage: Eukaryota; Viridiplantae; Streptophyta; Magnoliopsida; Fabales; Fabaceae.